Molecule: messenger RNA, 1468 nt
Organism: Saccoglossus kowalevskii
Lineage: Eukaryota; Metazoa; Hemichordata; Enteropneusta; Harrimaniidae
Product: transmembrane emp24 domain-containing protein 5-like
Source: RefSeq, a predicted model, not a curated record
GAAUGCGAUACAUGCAUCACAUACAAGAAUUAUUAUCAGCUGGCGAGAUAGUAUCACAACAUUAACUAUUUCGUGUUUGCGUAACAUGGAACUCCUGUGACCUCCAUUUCUGACCACGAUAUUAUUGCAGCUAUGGGUUCAGUGGUUCAAACAUACAUUUUUCUCGUCGCGACAGUCGUUUCGGCACUAGCGCAGCCAGACACGCAACCAGCACAGGGAGAUCCGUUAAUGAAGACUGGCAGUCGUCCAUAUGUUAGCUACGAUUUCACGAUUCAAAUACGAGCCAGGGCGGAAGAAUGUUUUCAUCAAUAUACAUCAGUUGGGUCAAUAAUCAACGUAGAAUACGAGGUCUUAUCUGCAAGUUCUCGCGGGAGGAGUUAUGAUAUUGAUUUCAUUUUGAGAGGUCCCACUGGCCAAAUGAUGAAGAGGAUUUCAGGCGAGGAAGAUGGGUCUUACAAAGUAACGAUAACAAGAGAAGGCGUUUAUACCAUGUGUUUUGACAAUGGGGCCAGCAAGUUUACUGCUAAGAACGUGUAUAUAGAAAUUACUAUAAUCCAGCGUGGGGAGUGGAGGAAAUACAUUGAAAUGCAGCGUGGGGAGGUUGAGGCGGAAGAAGAUGCAGAAGAAGAAGUGGAAACAGCUUUGGACACCGUGGCGGAUUCGAUGGUGGAUAAAAUUGAGACUAUCGCCGAUUUGAUUGAUGAUAUGAUAUUCAAACAGGUGUCUACCAGGAGGAUCGCAAUAAAAGACUGGUAUCUCGUGAUCCAAAACAAUUCAUACGUACAGCAAUGGUCAAUAAUCCAAUGUAUUGUCAUUGUCGCCGCAUCGGUCUUCCAAACCUUUUUUGUACGACGUCUGUUUAAUAUAAAGACAGUAACUCCGACGCAGAAACCCCGUGCGUAAUAGUGGUAUUGUAUCAGUCAAUGAAUAUCCAGCGUAUGAAUACAUUUUCACGUCACUUUGUAUGAGGGAGCUACGUUAUCUCAAGAAUUUGUAUAGAAUAAAACAUUGUAUCUGGUUAUUGGAAAUUUAACAACGAAUCUUUCGGCAACGAAUCUUCCUUUUUAAUGGCGUGCCAUCUGGUUGGCAACCACCGUCCAUUUAAAAUAGGGAUUGGAUGGCAGUUCGAAUAUUUUCACAAAUUUCACUUGUCAUGAAAAAUAGAUUAUAUGGAAUAGAAGCUGACUACACCCAUCCAUCUGUUUUAUGUAGACAACUCCGAGCCAUGUUUACAAAAGUAGUUCUUUAUCUCACCCAGAAUUGUUUUUUUCUUUUCUCUACUCAUGUAGUAAAUCACAAUUCUUCCCCAUUUUUUGUCAGUUAUUAUGUAACUGUAUGUUAUUUGUCUAUGCCUGUGACUACAUUUUAACAUGCAGAUAGACUUUAUUUCAUUUUAGAAAUAUUUCAAAAUGUCUAAUUUCUUCUGCCUCAACAUUCUGAAAUGUGGAAAAGUUGGAAAAGUUUUAAU